AUGGUCGCCCAGGUCGAGACAGAAGACGACGGCGAAGCCCUGCUCUUGACGGGUUAUGCGGCGCCCAUGGGCCAGUCCGAUCUCGACAUCGCACACCUCGGUAUGUACCAUGACCCCCGUGAACAAACGGAGAGCGGUCCGAACGGCAAACAGACCAAGUUUUACACUUUCAUUCACCGCCCACGUUCCUCGCGUCCUGUGCUGCCCGCAGCACGCCGAUCACGAUCAGCGGAGCCAGUCCCCCCUGCUGGCUCUGCCUCCGUCCCUGACUCCCAGCGUCACACCCGACACUUUAGCCUCGACGACGAGCCCGACGACCAGCCGAACGACUCGCAUCAUGAUCACACCCCCAGAUCGAAAUCGCGUACGCAGCCCAGCAAGCGAUCGCCGUCGCGUCCCCUCAGCGCCUCCACGGCCGCGACGAACUCGACCGUCACGGACCACGACCACAGAAAGAAGCUCCGACGGCACAGACGGCCUGAAGGGAUCACCAUCUCGCCCCCGGCGCACAUGCCCGAUGUGCUCGACCUCACCUCUCCCGUCGCCUCUCCCGUCCGAGGACCGUCAAACCCCCGACCGACGCCACACCCCGGUGAGACGCGCGAGCGCUCCCGGGCCAAGUCCCCCAACCCCUUCGCGAGGCUGUUCCACGGGCUCUCGAGCCCGCGCAAGGCCUCCACGCAGCUGCCGUCGUCGCACUCCCGCUCAGGAUCCCCCACCCCCCGCUCCCGCCCGCAGAGCCCUUCUAUCGGGGUAUCCUCCGUUCCUGGCUCGCCGAGAAAGGAAAGAGGCCGCAGCCAGACGUGCUGGCGCUUCUUCUCCGGGGCCGCGCCCGGCGCCGCGUCGACGAGUGCGGGGAAGCGCGCUGCCGAAUCUGGCUCUGGGAUGCCGUCGGAGAAAGUGGACGGGUUGCAUGCACAUGCGCCGAAGCGGGAUAAGGAGAGUGGCAGCCCGGAGAAGAAGGCGGGCGUCACUGUCGUUGCUCCGCGCCCACUGCCAGCGAGGGCCAUUCCUGCGCAUAUGAACGGCGCUGGGUACCAGGGUGUGCCCCCCGUGCGGGUGCGCACGUCGCCGCCCAGGCUGGACGGCGGGAAUGCGGGCGAGCGAGAGAGUAUCGGCACGGAGAAGCUCGGGCGGUGUUCGCCGUUACUCCUCAGUUUCGGGCACAAGGGCAAGAGUAAGGAGCGCAAGGAGAAGGAGACGGCGAAGGUGGAGAUCAGGGUCGUCGGCGAGCCGAUUAUCGCUAGGGACUAUGGGAAGGAUAGGCACGCUGCGCGGCCAGCAGGCGCGAUUGGCCGGCCGUACGCGUCCGGGAGUCACCCUGGCGCGUCGACUGCCAAGGUGCACAGGUCGAGCACGGGCUCCGGGUCCAAGUCGGGCAAGGCGGACGCGAAGGCGGCCAAGCGGCUCAAGCACGGGAGCUUCGACUUUGAGCGGCCCGCCAGCGGGGGCAGCUCACUCGAAGGGCGCACGAAGAGCCUCAAGGACAAGGAGCGCGCUCUCGAGGGGCAUCGGGGCGCGCGCGUCGUCGAUGCGUCGUUAACUGCUAAUACGCGGAAGCACCCGCAGCGCAUCCAGUUCAAGAGUCUCUCCGAGACCGAGGAUAAUGGGCUGCCGUCGCCGCUGAGGCGCCGCGGCACCGGGGGGUCUGCUGCGUCGCGCGCGCAUGGGUACAGCCAUUCGCAGACGACCGUAUCUGCCUCUGGGGACUCUGCGGAGGGCAGGGAGGCGGGGGGGAGCUGGGGGAGGUCCCAUCAUCCCCCGCGGUCUGCGCUGCAGCAGAGACACAGGCAUCUCGGGGCCUUCCAGUUCGAGCCCGCGGUUCCGUACGUGCCGCCGUCCGCGCCGAGGGACGGUAUGUUCGCUUCGCGGACGACGGGUGCGCCGCUGGCUAAUAAGACGCCGAAAGUGAACUUGGUGCCGGCCAGCCCGUUCUUGGACGACUCGAGCAGCCACUCUGCGCCGAGUACGAAGGCGAAGAGCCUGGAUCUCGGGCUUGGGCUCGCGUGGGCGCCUUCAAGGGUGAAGGAGGACCAUUUCUUGCCGAAUAGCCACGGGAUAGGGCUCAUGCGGAGCAAGGAGCGCGAGCAGGUGCUCACAGAGCUGCGAGCGCUCGUUGGGGACGCUGGUAUGCAGCGCGUCGAAAAAUACAUCCGUCGGUGCGAAGCAGGCCAGUUGCCGCUCGACGGGCCCUCCGGCCUCGCGUCGCGCGUCAGGAAGGUUGUGGAGUUGUCCCCGUCGCCUAUGCAUGGUUUCAAAUCGGACGAGCGCAGUAGGAGACUGCUUAUCGACCGUCUUGUGAGGGCGGUGCAGGCUGGCCCUGUCGUUGCGACAUAG
This is a messenger RNA of Gloeophyllum trabeum ATCC 11539, 2337 nucleotides long. RefSeq lists its product as uncharacterized. Lineage: Eukaryota; Fungi; Basidiomycota; Agaricomycetes; Gloeophyllales; Gloeophyllaceae. The record is from RefSeq and is a predicted model, not a curated record. The transcript is spliced from 3 exons. The coding region runs from base 1 to 2337 and encodes 778 amino acids.